GUUGCGCCUCUUCACUUUUGCAUCAUCUAUGGCCAACUCUGCUAUUGCGCUUACUUCCGUUCUGAGUCCCUCGCAGUCUCUCCUGUGCGGAUCGCCUACAGAAUGACUUGCAAACGCAGAAAUGGUGGACGCGCUAAGCACGGACGUGGCCACGUCAACGCGGUGCGUUGCACCAAUUGUGCCCGCUGCGUCCCUAAGGACAAGGCCAUUAAGAAAUUUGUGAUCCGUAAUAUCGUGGAAGCUGCUGCCGUACGAGAUAUCACGGAGGCCAGUUACUACCAGUCGUAUCAGCUGCCCAAGUUGUACGCCAAGUUGCACUACUGCGUCUCCUGCGCCAUUCACUCCAAGGUAGUGCGCAACAGGUCCAAGGCUGAUCGUCGUAUCAGAACACCUCCUGUCCGCAACUUCCCGAGGGAUCUGCGCCAGGGUCAGCAGAACAGGAAAUAAUUUUACUAUGUCAAAUUAAUUUCGAUUUAAAUAAAGUAAAAUACAUAAAAUUAA
Messenger RNA from Ooceraea biroi (clonal raider ant), 501 nucleotides. RefSeq names its product ribosomal protein S26 (gene RpS26). Gene Ontology annotation, molecular function: mRNA binding; structural constituent of ribosome. The record is from RefSeq and is a predicted model, not a curated record. Lineage: Eukaryota; Metazoa; Arthropoda; Insecta; Hymenoptera; Formicidae. Gene Ontology annotation, cellular component: cytosolic small ribosomal subunit; ribosome. Gene Ontology annotation, biological process: translation.